This is a messenger RNA of Cooperia oncophora, 318 nucleotides long. NCBI's taxonomy places the organism in Eukaryota, Metazoa, Nematoda, Chromadorea, Rhabditida, Trichostrongylidae. The record is from the annotation of a GenBank genome assembly.
AUGCCGAUCACUCCAUGCUUCAUGUGGGAAAUCAAACCAAAGAGCUACAUCAAUGAUGACAAGAAAUUCGCUGUCGCAUUGGAUGUGUCACACUUAAGACCAGAGGAGCUGAAGGUACAAUUGGAAGGACGUGAUCUUACCAUCGAAGGCCACCAAGAAGAACUUCGUCCACAGAGGGCUCUUUCUGAAGAUUGCGACCUGGAUGCCGUACACACACAGAUCGACAACAACGGACAACUCUCCGUGGAAGCUCCGAAGACUGGCCAACACACCAACAAGAGGGUCAUCCCAAGCAUGCCAGCUCCUAAGAAGAAAUAA